AUGAGCUCCUCCACCCCAUCCACGCCGCUGAGCUACCAGGGCGGUGGCGGUGGUGGCAUCCGCGAUAUCGGCACCGUCACGUCCGGCAUGGCCAUUAUGAACUUUGAUCAGAAGACAAAGCCGUACACGCGCAGCGAUCUCGUGCAGUUUCUGAUGAACUACCAGGCCAAUCUGAAUGAGGUGGAGCUGCGACUUGUGGAGAAAGGUAUGGUGGGCACCUUUGUUGGCAUACCAGUGUUCUUUGGUGCUGGAUACUUCCUAAGUGGCCGGCUUGGCUGGCAUCGCGUGGUGCGAGCCAUGGCGCCGCUGAGCGAGGAAGGACGGCCGAGUUGGCUCGUUAUCCACCUCCCAAAGAUUGGUCGCAUUGCCUUUGGGCUGUCGGCGGCCACCAUCCCCUACAUUGCGGUGCAACAGUGGUUCGUCUCGCGCGUGCUGGAGUUGGAUGAGCGGGAGAGCAACUUAUCCUUCCACGUCCGGCGACUGAUGCUGUCACAGCGCUCCAGCAUGAUGUUUAAGCGCACCGCUACGCGUGAGGUGACAAGAGAGGAGCAGCAGCGCCUGCUGCGCGAGGCCGAGGCACACGUAAAUGAGAAUCGCAGUGGUCAGCGUGUAAGCCAGGGCCUGGGCACCGGUCCUGUAGACGUGAACCUGCAGCUGGGCCAACAGGUGCUGACACCACUGGCGCAGACAGGCUACAAGCCGAUGCCUACGCAGCAGCGAUAG
Leishmania braziliensis MHOM/BR/75/M2904 is the source of this 723-nucleotide messenger RNA. RefSeq lists its product as hypothetical. The record is from RefSeq and is a predicted model, not a curated record. The coding region runs from base 1 to 723 and encodes 240 amino acids. The transcript has a single exon. NCBI's taxonomy places the organism in Eukaryota, Euglenozoa, Kinetoplastea, Trypanosomatida, Trypanosomatidae.